UGAGUGUUGAUUAAGGCAACCUUGUGUCUCACUUUCCUCAGCACAUUGGAUACACAAGCAACUGGGAAGCUGAACAACUAAAUCCAAGCUUUUCCCAACGAAAUCUAUGGCGGCCUCCGUCGAAAACCGCCAGUUUCGCCACGAACUUGGUGUAUCCGCCGCUGGAGUUGUUCGUUCUUUCAGUCCUAACCACCGGCGUUCUGAUUCACCCAUCCGUGGAUACAACUAUCCCGCUGCUGCUAGAGAGUUUAUGACGCCUAAGAAGCUCCCCCCUGAGACUUACGAUUCUAGUGAGGAUGAGGAAGAUGAAGGACACUAUCGUGAUGCCAUUAAAAAGUCCAACUCCGAGUUGGAAAGCUCCGUUUUUGAUUCAAGAGAUCAGGGCACUGCGGAUCAAUGGAUCGAGCGCAACCCAUCAAUGGUUCGACUCACCGGAAAACACCCGUUCAACUCCGAGCCACCUUUGACUAAGCUCAUGCAACAUGGGUUCAUCACUCCUGCUCCUCUUCAUUACGUCCGCAACCAUGGUCCAGUCCCGAACGCCAGCUGGGAAGAUUGGACGGUGGAGAUAUGUGGUUUAGUUAAACGACCUGCGCGUUUCAGCAUGACUCAGCUUGUCAACGAGUUUCCCAGCAGGGAGUUUCCGGUGUCGUUAGUCUGCGCCGGAAACCGCCGGAAAGAGCAGAAUCUAACAAAACAAACCAUAGGGUUCAACUGGGGCGCUGCCGGGAUAUCGACUUCGGUUUGGAAAGGGGUGCCAUUGGUCAGCAUCUUGAAAAGAUGUGGGAUUUACAGCCGGAAGAAAGGCGCACUCAACGUGUGCUUUGAGGGGGCGGAGGAUCUCCCUGGCGGCGGUGGUUCAAAAUACGGGACCAGCAUAAAGAUUGAGGUUGCAAUGGAUCCGGCGAGGGAUAUCAUAUUGGCUUACAUGCAAAACGGGGAAAAGCUGUUGCCUGAUCAUGGAUUCCCGGUGAGGAUGAUUAUUCCGGGAUGCAUCGGUGGUAGGAUGGUGAAGUGGUUGAAGCGUAUCAUAGUAACGACGCCGGAGUCGGAGAAUUAUUACCACUUCAAAGACAACCGUGUGUUGCCGUCGCAUGUGGAUGCGGAGUUAGCCAACUCCGAAGGUUGGUGGUAUAAGCCAGAAUACAUCAUCAACGAGCUCAACAUAAACUCGGUGAUUACAACACCUUGUCACGAAGAGAUUUUGCCCAUAAAUUCAUGGACUACUCAAAGACCUUACACCUUGAGAGGCUAUGCAUAUUCAGGAGGUGGGAAGAAAGUGACACGUGUCGAAGUAACAAUGGAUGGAGGAGAGACUUGGAAUGUUUGUACAUUGGAUCAUAAAGAGAAGCCAACAAGAUACGCCAAAUAUUGGUGUUGGUGUUUUUGGUCGCUAGAAGUUGAAGUUUUGGACCUUCUUGGUGCCAAAGAGAUAGCGGUACGAGCAUGGGAUGAGACACUCAACACCCAACCAGACAAGCUUAUUUGGAAUCUAAUGGGUAUGAUGAACAACUGUUGGUUCCGAGUGAAGACCAACAUGUGCAAACCACAUAAAGGCGAGAUUGGUAUUGUAUUCGAGCACCCAACACAACCAGGAAACCAGUCCGGUGGAUGGAUGGCACGUGAGAAACACCUUGAGAUUUCAUCAGAAUUAGCAAACCCAACUCUCAAGAAGAGUGUAUCAUCUCCAUUCAUGAACACCACUUCUUUAACCUUCACCAUGUCUGAAAUCAAGAAACACAACUCCGCUGACUCUGCAUGGAUCGUCGUCCAUGGCCACAUCUAUGACUGCACUUCCUUCCUGAAAGAUCAUCCAGGUGGCAGUGACAGCAUACUCAUCAAUGCUGGAACUGAUUGCACAGAAGAGUUUGAUGCAAUCCAUUCAGACAAAGCCAAGAAACUGUUGGAGGAGUACAGAAUCGGUGAGCUCAUAACGAUGGGUUACAGUUCGGAUUCUGCUGCAUCAUCACCAAAUAACUCCGUCCAUGGUGCCACCAAUUACAUCACGUCACAUUUAGCCACCAUCAAAGAAAUUGCACCCACAAGAAACGUAGCCUUAGUCCCUCGUGAAAAGAUCCCAUGCAAACUCGUUUCAAAAACAUCUGUUUCUCAUGACGUGAGGCUAUUCCGGUUUGCUCUCCCAUCAUCAGAUCAAGUUCUUGGGUUACCGGUAGGGAAACACAUCUUUGUAUGCGCCACCGUUGAUGAUAAGUUGUGUAUGAGGGCAUACACACCAACAAGCACCAUUGAUGAAGUUGGCUACUUCGAGUUGCUAGUUAAAAUCUACUUCAAAGGUGUUGAACCUAAGUUUCCAAAUGGAGGAAUCAUGUCGCAAUAUCUAGAGUCGAUGACAAUAGGUUCUUCAUUGGAAAUCAAAGGUCCAUUGGGUCACAUCGAGUACAUGGGCAGGGGGACAUUUUCAGUUCAUGGCAAACAAAAGUUUGCCAGGAAAUUAGCCAUGUUUGCAGGAGGAACGGGGAUCACACCGAUAUAUCAAGUGAUGCAAGCGAUCUUGAAGGAUCCGGAGGAUGAUACAGAGAUGUAUGUGGUGUAUGCAAAUCGUACGGAAGAUGACAUAUUGUUGAGGGAAGAACUAGAUGCAUGGGCAGAUAAGUACGGAGAAAGGGUGAAGGUGUGGUAUGUUGUUGCUAAGUCGAUAAGAGAAGGGUGGAAAUACAGUGAAGGGUUCAUCACUGAGGAUAUAAUGAGAGAACAUAUUCCAGAGGUUUCUGAAGAUACAUUGGCUUUGGCUUGUGGACCACCACCCAUGAUUCAGUUCGCAAUCAACCCUAAUUUAGAAAAGAUGGGUUAUGAUAUCAAGAAUUCUUUGUUGGUGUUUUAGAAGUUCUUGUUGCAUUGUUAUAUUGGAGGUCGGUUAAAUUUUUAUUUCAAAAAUAAGAAAAAGGUCAUAUAUGUACAUAUACUUGUAUUUGUAAUCAUGUUUCUCU
This is a messenger RNA of Lactuca virosa, 2948 nucleotides long. The record is from the annotation of a GenBank genome assembly. Lineage: Eukaryota; Viridiplantae; Streptophyta; Magnoliopsida; Asterales; Asteraceae.